This is a messenger RNA of Onychostruthus taczanowskii (white-rumped snowfinch), 2290 nucleotides long. It is a transcript of the gene CA6, whose product is annotated as carbonic anhydrase 6. The record is from RefSeq and is a predicted model, not a curated record. The transcript is spliced from 8 exons. Bases 16 to 1641 code for a protein of 541 amino acids. Gene Ontology annotation, molecular function: carbonate dehydratase activity; zinc ion binding. NCBI's taxonomy places the organism in Eukaryota, Metazoa, Chordata, Aves, Passeriformes, Passeridae.
CAGGGGCAGCUCAGGAUGACCAACAACGGCCACUCUGUUCAGAUCGAUUUGCCACCCACCAUGAACAUCUCCAGAGGGCUCCCAGGUGUCUACACAGCUGUCCAGAUGCACCUGCACUGGGGUGGGCUGGACCUGGAGAGCAGCGGCUCGGAGCACACCAUCGACGGCAUGCGCUACUUCGCCGAGCUGCACAUUGUCCACUACAACUCUGCUAACUACUCCAGCUUUGAAGAAGCCAAAGACAAGCCCCAGGGGCUGGCUGUGCUGGCCUUCCUGUACACGGAUGGGCACUUUGAGAACACCUACUACAGUGAAUUCAUUUCCAAACUGGCAAGGAUCAGGUUUGCAGGUCAGUCAACCACGCUGAGCUCUCUGGACAUCCAAGCCAUGCUGCCAGAAAACCUCUCCCACUUCUACAGGUACCAGGGCUCCCUGACCACCCCGCCCUGCUCCGAGAGCGUGAUCUGGACCAUCUUCCACUCCCCAGUUGUGCUCUCACACACGCAGGUCCAGCUCCUGGAGAACACCCUGCUGGACUGGCACAACCGCACCCUGCGCAACGACUACCGGCACGCGCAGCCGCUGCGGGGCCGCGUGGUGGAGGCCUCCUUCCCAGCCCAGCAGGACCAGUGCCAUCCAGAGGAAUUCACCCUCAGGCUGGAUCAAAUCCAGAUGCAGCUCCAGGACAUGAAGACAGAGUUGCUGAAUGGGCUGAGCCACACAGGGGAACACAUAUUUACAGACAGUAAAAAUGCUCAUCUCAGUUCCCCCAGGAUAAAUAACCAUCACCUCUAUUUUAUACAACAUGAGAAAAGAGGAGGAAGGAGGGAAAACCAUGAUUUUCCCAAACAUUUGGGUGGGGGAGCUCAGCUCAUCUUUUCAUCAUUCCAAUCCCCUUCCCUGCUGACACAACACACAGCAGUAACAACACCCAGACCACACAGCCCUCCCAGCUCUGCGGCUGUUACCCUCCAGAAUUUGGGCUUGUUUACAGGAAAUGUAACUGCUGGCUUUUGGGUUAUUUCAGGUACAAAAUCCAGCACCUUCCCAGCUUUCUACUUCCCCGUGGAAAACAUUGAGAGCUUUGUGGAGGUUCAUCCCCUCCGUGCUGUGUCUCUGCAAGCCUUCACGCUGUGUUUCUGGAGCAGAGCCCAGCCCGUGGGCAGCCAGACCAUCCUGUCCUACUCCACUGGGGAGAGUGACCACGAGCUGGUGGUGACGGUGGGCACGGAGCUGGGGCUGUGGGUGGGAGGCCACUUCCUGAGCUUCCCCCUGCAGCAGGAGACGCAGGGCUGGCUGCACCACUGCGUGACCUGGGCGUCCCCAGAGGGAACGGCCAAGCUGUGGCUCAACGGAGCAGCUGGCAAAGCCAAGAGCGUCCAGAAGGGCUACGUGAGCCGGCCUGGGGGGACCCUGCUCCUUGGCAAGGACAGGGACAGCCUGCUUGGCACCUUCUCCAACGGGUUUGCGGGCUGGAUGAGCCAGGUGAACCUGUGGAGCCGCGUGCUCGGCGCCGCCGAGGUUCGCGCGCUGGCGCUGUGCAAGGCAGGGCAGCCCCCGGGGGAUGUCAUCGCCUGGGGACAGACCCCCAUGGCCCUCCUCGGGGGGGUGCUUCUGCUGCCUGACACCAGCUGCCAGUGAGCACAGCCUCUGCCUGGCUCAGGGCAUCCAGAGGGUCUGAGCUGUUUGUUGGGGAAAGCCAGAAAAACUGAGGUGGGUGCCCUUGCUGGACCCUCAAACACACGAGUGACAGUUCCUCAGAGGAGUUUAGUGCACUCCUUGCUUGUUUCUGCUCCUGCUUUGUGGGCUCACUAUGCACCUCCUGGUGCUCCAGGGUGUUUUUCCAAGAGACCAAAACCUCCAUCUGUGAGAUAAAAGUGAUGAACUGCAGAAUCUGGCACAAUGCAGCACCCUGGGUUGUUACAUCCCUCCCAGGGGCUUGAUUUAGAUCCCCGUGCACAGAUUUUUUUUCAUGCCAAAGAGCUGCUCUCUGGUCAAAGGAGCUUUCUCAAAUAAAAGUUCUCUCCCAUCCCUCACCUAGUCUCAGUUUCUCACCAUUUUCCCUGCUUGCCUCUCCUUCUGUUUGUCACCACCAACUCAGCACCCCUUCCCUUGCAGUGAUAUCCCACAGGAGAGUGGAUGUGGGGCUGGGGCAGGGCAGGUCCUAGGACAGGUCCUGUGCAAUCCCUGUGCCUUGGCCUGUGGCACAACUUUGCCUUCUUUUCUGCAGUGGAUGUAGAGACAGAGCACAGAAACAGUGCCUUUUUCAACACUUAUAUAUCACAAACUU